CUCAGAUUUCUGUCAAUAACAUGGAGCUGCGAUUGUGAUGUGUUGUUUUCGCAAAAAAACAAUAAACAAAAUGGUUUAGUCACUGUGUGCCGUGCUGUAAAAUCUUAAUAAAUACUCACUUACCGUCCAGACCACCCUUCAAGAGACGAGCUUCGAUUUUCAGAAAAGACCAUGGACGUCAUGGAACCGAUGGAUUCUGACACACAAGACUCGGACGAUGAGUUUGCUUUCGAAACCGAUCAUCUGGCUCUCCGUGGGAAUAAAGAUUACUGCGACCUGCUAAAGUACAUUGUUAAAUUAGAAGCGCAGAAGGUAAAGGCAUUAAAAGACAUUGAGGAUUUGUCAGAGGCGCAAACUCGAGCACUGAAUGACCCUCUCGAAUUUAUUGAAGAGAUGAAGUCUGGGAAUUUAAAUUUCCCUCCUCGACAAUCUAUUGCCGACCUACCAGAUAUCAACUGGGGUAACUAUGGUAUAGACGCUUCUCAAGACGGUGAUGAUAUCAGAGACACAAAACCAAACAAAGAUGACCUUGACACUGCCACUAAGGUUAGAGGCCGUAAGUUUACAGAUAACAAACCAGAGACUUUCAACCAACUGUGGUCCUGUGAGGAACAGAAACGGUUAGAAGAAUUACUGGAAAUUUACCCCGAAGAGCCUAUUGAGGCAAGAAGAUAUAAGAAAAUAGCACAAGCUUUAGGAACAAGGACCCCUAUACAAGUCAUGAGCAGAAUACAAAAGUAUUUUGCUAAAUUAGCCAAAGCGGGAUUGCCUAUACCUGGCAGGAUACCCAAAGGAGCUGGUAGAGAUAAGAAUAGAUCUAUAUUUUAUAAGAAGUCUACAUUUUUCCCUCAGUUACAUGUGCCUGUGACGAUGGAGGACCCAUAUGACAGUGGGGAGACUCAUGAGAGUGUGUCGGGAAUGGAAAUGAAGAGCAGUAAUAAAGCUAUGCUGGAGAUGCUGAAGGCUGCAAAGGAGCAAAGGUUAUUGGACGAGACCUCACCUGUGUACCAGACUAAGACUAUGUGCGUGGGGUGCCAGAAAAAAGGCUUCCUUGGAGCUAGGUGGACAGACAAUGCUGGCACUGACUACUGUACUGACUGUGUUGUAAAAUUACUGCCUGGUGAAAGACUAAUACCUGUGCGAUAAACUGCUUUAAAUAAAUUACUUAUUUAUUGAA
Trichoplusia ni (cabbage looper) is the source of this 1177-nucleotide messenger RNA. RefSeq names its product ZZ-type zinc finger-containing protein 3 (gene Atac1). The record is from RefSeq and is a predicted model, not a curated record. The transcript is spliced from 2 exons. The coding region runs from base 172 to 1146 and encodes 324 amino acids. Lineage: Eukaryota; Metazoa; Arthropoda; Insecta; Lepidoptera; Noctuidae.